Messenger RNA from Pungitius pungitius (ninespine stickleback), 2667 nucleotides. Its product is annotated as multidrug and toxin extrusion protein 1-like. The coding region runs from base 31 to 1785 and encodes 584 amino acids. Gene Ontology annotation, cellular component: membrane. Lineage: Eukaryota; Metazoa; Chordata; Actinopteri; Perciformes; Gasterosteidae. The transcript has 16 exons. The record is from RefSeq and is a predicted model, not a curated record. Gene Ontology annotation, molecular function: xenobiotic transmembrane transporter activity; antiporter activity. Gene Ontology annotation, biological process: xenobiotic detoxification by transmembrane export across the plasma membrane.
GUCUAGUUUUCUGCCAAAUCUCAUUUCAGUAUGGAAGAUUCAGCUUCAAAAGACGCAGGUAGAGGAGUAAAUGGACAGCGCACAACAGACGGAUCGCCUUCUGCUGCUGCUGCUGCUGCUGCUGCUCACACUGUUGAGUCGCACUGCAGAUCCUGCUUGAGAAGCAUUGAGCUCUGGCUACCUGUGGACUAUAAGAAUGAAACAAUCCAGCUUUUCAAACUAGCGGGACCUGUGUUCAUUUCACAGGUGAUGAGCUUCCUGAUCGGCUUCGUCAGCAUGGUGUUCUGCGGCCACCUGGGGAAAACGGAGCUGGCGGGGGUGGCGUUAGCGAUUGCGGUCAUAAACGUCACAGGCAUUUCCAUUGGCAGUGGAUUGGCAUCAGCAUGUGAUACUCUCAUAUCUCAGACUUAUGGGAGUGGUAACCGAAAGCGCGUCGGAGUGAUACUGCAAAGGGGGGUUUUGAUUCUGCUUCUGGCCUGUUUCCCCUGCUGGGCCGUCCUCAUUAACACUCAGCCCAUUCUGCUGGCUGUCAGGCAGAGCACAGAGGUCGCCAGACUCUCCCAGCUGUAUGUGAAAAUCUUCAUGCCGGCUCUGCCAGCUGCCUUCAUGUACCAGCUGCAGGGGAGGUAUCUUCAGAAUCAGGGCAUCGUUUGGCCCACGGUGGUAUCUGGAGCCGCGGCGAACACUUUGAAUGCAAUAAUCAACUACGUCUUCCUCAUCCAUCUGGAUCUGGGGGUUGCUGGAUCUGCCGCUGCAAAUGCCAUCUCUCAGUAUUCCUUGGCUGUGGUCUUGUUUGUGCACAUCUGUUCCAGAGGACUACACAAAGCUACGUGGGAUGGCUGGUCAAGAGACUGCCUGCAGGAGUGGGGUCCUUUUCUCCGCCUGGCCAUUCCCAGCAUGAUGAUGCUUUGCCUGGAGUGGUGGCUGUACGAGAUUGCAGGGUUCCUGGCAGGCAUCGUCAGCGAGGUUGAGCUGGGAGCGCAGUCCAUAAUUUAUGAAUUGGCUACAAUCGCUUUCAUGUUCCCGCUGGGUUUCUCCAUUGCUGCCAGUGUUCGCGUUGGGAAUGCUCUCGGGGCUGGGAACACUGAGCAAGCCAAGCUCUCCAGCAAGGUCUCCGUCAUCUGUGCACUCAUUGUGUCAUGUUUCAUCGGAGCGUGUCUCAUUGUGUCUAAGGAUGUGGUUGGUUACAUUUUCACUACAGAGAAAGACAUUAUUCAGAGAGUGGCGGAUGUCGUGAAGAUUUACGGCUUCAUUCACGUCACGGAGGCCUUCGCGUGUGUGACCGGAGGGAUCAUCAGAGGGGCAGGGAAACAAAUGGUUGGCGCUUUGUGCUACUUGGUGGGUUACUACUUCAUUGGGUUCCCCAUCGGUGUGUCUUUAAUGUUCCCUCUCAAAAUGGGCAUCAUAGGGCUGUGGUUGGGGUUUUUAAUUUGUGCUUCGUUACAGUCCAUUUCCUUCAUAGUUUUCCUGUGUAAAUUGAACUGGAUAAAAACCACUGAAGAGGCGCUUUUGAGAGCAGGGAUCCGCGUUACAGAGGGCAACGAGAUUUUCGUGAUCGAUAACAAAGCUGUGGACAAUACAAACUGCCUUGAAAUGACCAGUCCAUGUAAUUCAGCGAAGGGCAAAGUACUGGAAGGGCUCGAUGCAGGUCAGCAAAGCUCCGAUGACGUGGCUCUGUCAGUCAGGCAGCUGGUGGUGCGACGUGGCCUCGCUGUGCUGCUCAUGUUCAUCAUCCUCGCUGUUGGAGUGUGCAUCAGCGAGCUGCUCAUCAGGCGGCUCGAAUAAGACAAGUGACCAUGAACCAUGGGGCGAGCUGUGUGAGGCUGCCUUUGUAGUGGCAAACGUCCAUACUCACACUUUUACAAAACAUCAGACCAUUUAUUAUACAUUAGUCAUGGGAAACGUGUCAUAUAACACUGACACAAGUAUAAAGUGUCCCGUAACUGCAUCGAAUAAGUGGAAUUAUUGCAACCUGUGGAAAAGGUGUUGCGUGACUUUGUUACAUGUUGAUUAUUCCUUAACUUCCUUAAUUCUUUGUACAGGAUAGGGGAUUUAAAAUGGAAUUUAGUCAUUGUAAUAGCGAUUCUUCCUCAAAUGUAAAAUAAAUAGGUCAAUCCACGCCACUAUUGCAUUUCUUUACAUUGACAUAUUUAGGAAAGUAUAAUAGAAAACACAAUUCAUAUGAUACAAAAUACUGUAUGAGGAUAUCUUCUUUAUAUAGAAAGAUGGUUUGCAAUCAAGACUCUGACAAAAUGUUCUCAUUAUGAAAUAUAUAGUCUGAAUGGAUGCCACAAUUAGAAAGAGCAUGAUUAAAUGCUAUAUUAAGGCUACAGCGCAUCCGUGGAUGUAUGCUUUCAUCAUCAAAGACAGAACAGAUGCUCUUCCCUUUUUGGUGUAAUUUUUUCCUAUCCUUUGAUCUGUGUUGCCAAAUUUGAAGAUAAUGAAAGGUCUGUACACUCACACACUGUGUGACGUGCUGGCUGGAUGAGGACAUGUCAAACCGAGUAGACCAACCAAGAGCAGUUAACAACCAGCUCAGAGCUCAACAUGGUUCAAAGCAAUCUGUCAGGCACGUUUUCUGAGGUACCUUUAAAAGCAUUGACUGGUCAGUAUGGGAAAUCAAACUUUGGUGUUCGUUGGAUAAAGAAUUAAAUAUAGCUUUGCAUA